AGAGAAGAGGACUCUCAGGCUGUCAGGGUGUAAGUAAACACCCUCAAGAGGAGCUGCUGACAAGCUGUCCUACAGAGAUUCUGUUUGUUUCUAACUGUCAACAUUUCAAGAGGUCUAUGGUCCAGCACUGAGCAGAGACCAUGUGGUGUUUGGAGCUGCUCUUACCUCUGCUGUUGAUCAUCAAUGAUGCCAGUUGCCAGUGGAAUGUUUGGGUACCCCGGGAUAUCUCAGCCAUGACAAACUCAUGUGUGGUCAUCCCAUGCACCUUCAUGUAUCCGUCUGGAAUCAGGCCGUACCGUGGCAUUCAUGGUAUCUGGUACUUUGGCCAGCCCUACCCUCAACUCUUUCCCCCUGUAGUCUUCAAAUCACGUACAGAUGUUGUGCACGAGAGCUACAAGGGUCGCACCAAGCUGCUGGGUGACCUGCACCAGAGGAACUGCACUCUGCUCAUCAGCAACAUUGGUGCAGAGCACUCAGGGAGAUACUACUUUCGUGCAGACCUCGGUGGAGCCAAUAUAUACACCUACCCAGACUUUGCUGAGCUAAAAGUUUUGGAUCAGCCCAACAUCGAUGUACCUGAGGAGAUUGUCAGCGAUGAGAGCCUGGAGCUGACAUGCUACGCUCCUGAUAACUGCCCUGAAAUGACUCCAGAGAUUCAGUGGAUGUACACCGACUACCUGCCGGACCCCGAGUUCACCACUGACUACGUGGAGGAGAGUAACACAGCAGUGCUCUCCAGAACCCUCACCUUCAUACCCAGACCCAUGCAUAAUGGGCAGCUCCUGGGCUGCAGGGUCUACUACUCCAACACCACUCUGGUUUAUGAGAGGCUCAUUUCACUGGACAUCAAGUAUGCCCCUCGCUCGGUGUGGGUGAAUGUGUCUUCAGAGGUGAUGGAGGGCAGCUCUGUAAUGCUGCACUGUGAGGUGGACAGUAACCCUCCUCCCAGGAUUUCCUGGAUGUUCGGAGACCAGGAGCUGCUAUGGGACACGGCAUCUAAUGUCUCCCUCACCCUGGAUGACGUGAUGCCUGCAAAUGAAGGAAUAUACACCUGCGUUGGAGACAAUGGCUAUGGCAUCAUGAACACAUCACUGUACCUGGCUGUCAAAUACCCUCCCCGUGAGCCUGUGGUAAACGACUCUAUGACCGUACUAGAGGGCACGUCGCUGGCCUUGCACUGCAGCACUCAGGGAAGCCCGGCCCCAACCCUCACCUGGCUGAAGGAUGGGGAGCUGGUGGGCACCAUCACUGCUGACGAGCUGUCGGUGUUGGAAAUCCUGGAAAUCACACCACAAGGGGAUGGACAGUACCGCUGCCUGGCAGAGAAUGAGCAUGGGAGAGCCAGCAGCUCCCUCAACAUCACUGUUGAGUAUGCCCCAGUCCUUCUGGAGGAGUCAAAGUGUACUGUGGUGAGGGAGGGAGUCCAGUGUGUCUGCAUGGCCACAGGAAACCCUGAACCAACCAUCGAGUUCUACCUACCCGACCUUAACAUCACUAUUAACGAAACUGACGGCCGGUACAACUUCUACACGCACACAGAUGGACACAUGUCCACAGGCAUGAUCAAGCUGCGGGAGAAAGGCGACAGGGUCGAGAACGGCGGGCCAGCCGUAAACGUCCACUGCAGCAUCUACAACCUGUACGGAAGAGAAAGCGUCCUUCUGGAGCUGCAGCAGGAGAAAAAGUACAUGAUGGCAGUUAUAGUUGGCACCAUUGGAGGAGUAGCUGUCAUAGCCUUCAUCAUUGCAGCUGUGAGAUAUGUGGGCCACAACAACAAGAAAGAGAAUGGCAACCCUAGGCAGGACGUGGUCCUGGAGAACCCAGCUUUGUACUACAGCGCAGUCAAGAAGGACAAACAAAAUCUGAGGAAGAAAGUGCUUAAGACAGAGCUGUUGGGCUCAAAGUUUAACUCCAUUCUAGAGGAGACUACGGGAGAAGACGGGGAUUACCAACCUGUGGGCUCUAUGGCAGGACUGGAGAGGCAAGAGCUGAAUUAUGCUGCUCUGGAGUUUAUUGGGGCCAGGCCCAGGGAGGGGGCCUCAGGGAGGGGGGAUGACGGCAGCAACUAUUCGGAAAUCAAAGCCAAAUGAAUCGCGAUCCUUCCCUGACCCCUCGGCUAUGCGAGAUGCAGUGGCAGCCCCGGAUUCCACACACCACCAUACAGUGUGUAUUAACCUCCUUUCCUCUCCUGGACAUCACCCUGCACACGAUGACUCCUUGUUCCUCUUGUCUUCAGAUUUGUCACAUAUAAUGUACGGCUCUCUAUGUCAGUACUGCCCCCAUUGUGCUGCCCCUCUUCCACGAGAUGCCCCUCCUUAUGCCAUCAUUUGAAAAAAACUGGUAGUUUUCAGGGUUGGUGCAAAACCCAAUGGACAAUUUAUAACAAAUUAUUGCAGUGUCACUCCACAGUUGUUGUUUAUUGUCUUUACAUCAUAGAGUGUUAAGCAGCAGCCAUGUUUUUCUUGCUUUCUCCAUGUGAUUAUCACUGUCUCACUGUCUGCUCUCCAUGCCUCAUAACGGUCACUGUGUCUGCUGCCAGUCGAAGCGUCAGGGCAAGGAGUAACCGCGCUUUUUGUUCUCUUUAUCUUUAUGUGUGUUUAUCACCUGAGAGUGAAGCCUCUCUUCUCUGUUUGUUUUGGUUAAUUGCAUCUUAAGAUAACUGACAGAGGUGAGAGAUGGAAAUGUAUCUCAGCUUCUUUUACCACAUAAUUGUAUUUAAUUUGAGCUGUGAUUGAGCGGCCUCUCAUAAUAAACUGAAAUAAAAAUCA
This is a messenger RNA of Melanotaenia boesemani (Boeseman's rainbowfish), 2768 nucleotides long. It is a transcript of the gene mag, whose product is annotated as myelin associated glycoprotein. NCBI's taxonomy places the organism in Eukaryota, Metazoa, Chordata, Actinopteri, Atheriniformes, Melanotaeniidae. The coding region runs from base 141 to 2090 and encodes 649 amino acids. The record is from RefSeq and is a predicted model, not a curated record. The transcript has 11 exons.